Messenger RNA from Dibothriocephalus latus, 639 nucleotides. Lineage: Eukaryota; Metazoa; Platyhelminthes; Cestoda; Diphyllobothriidea; Diphyllobothriidae. The record is from the annotation of a GenBank genome assembly.
AUCACGCGUUAUCGCAAACGUCGAAUAAUACGAACGGUGAACCUGCUAACGGGCCAAAGUGAGAGUCCUGCUGAGGCUUUGGCUGACGCAUCGCUUCCACCGGAUGCCAAAUAUUUUCCGCCCAGCACUCACUGGCAUCCAAACUUGACGAUCAACUUGGUGGACGAUCACACCAACUGGGUCCCAGGGUCAGUGCCAGCACCCAUCAACGAGUACAUCCGUUUUCACCCACUGACGAAUCAGUACUAUCCGGUAGUGUACUUCAACGACUACUGGAACCUAAAUGAGGAGUACAUGCCCGUAAACGCUACCACACCAGAGCUUACUUUGCGGCUUACCUUCGCCCCACUCUCCCUUUUCAAGUGGCAGAUGUAUUUGUCUCAGAGCAUGCGGAAGAGUUGGUACAGCAACAUCCUCGGCGAGACUGAGGACGAGAAGCUGAAUGAUGACGACGAACAGGAUACAUUCAAGAAAACCCUCCUGGACACGAACCCUUACCUGCUUGCUGUCACGGUGAUCGUGUCUAUCGUGCAUUCCGUCUUCGAACUCCUGGCCUUCAAAAACGGUAUUUUACUCUCAUCUCCUUUUAAGAAUUGCAUUAACACCAUCCUGAUAACGCAGAACUUGCCAGUAGCGUAA